Messenger RNA from Stegastes partitus (bicolor damselfish), 1151 nucleotides. RefSeq names its product galanin receptor type 1. The transcript has 3 exons. The record is from RefSeq and is a predicted model, not a curated record. Lineage: Eukaryota; Metazoa; Chordata; Actinopteri; Pomacentridae. Gene Ontology annotation, molecular function: galanin receptor activity. Gene Ontology annotation, cellular component: plasma membrane. Bases 99 to 1151 code for a protein of 350 amino acids. Gene Ontology annotation, biological process: positive regulation of cytosolic calcium ion concentration; G protein-coupled receptor signaling pathway; negative regulation of adenylate cyclase activity.
CUGAAAACUUCGUGUCAUGAGACAACAGUGGAACACAGACCUCCUGUAGGUCGAGUUGGCAACGUUUCGAGUUCAUCUGAGGAGGCAAAGAAACAAUCAUGAACUUGUCGGAGUCCGUGUGGCUCUUGGAGGAGCCGUGGAACCUGAGCAGAGCGGAGGAAGAGGAGCAGAAACUUCUAUUCGGGAUCGGCAUGGAUAAUUUUAUCACGCUGCUGGUUUUCGGGCUCAUCUUUACGCUCGGCGUGCUGGGCAACUCCAUGGUGAUCACCGUACUGGCCCGGAGCAAACCCGGGAAACCGCGCAGCACCACCAACAUCUUCAUCCUCAACCUGAGCAUAGCGGACCUCUCCUACCUGCUCUUCUGCAUCCCUUUCCAAUCCACCAUCUACAUGAUGCCGACGUGGGUUCUGGGCGCGUUCAUUUGCAAAUUCAUCCACUAUUUCUUCACUGUGUCCAUGCUCGUGAGCAUUUUCACCCUGUCUGCCAUGUCCGUGGAUCGAUACAUUGCCAUCGUGCACUCCAGAAAGUCGUCCUCAAUCCGGGUGGCGAGGCACGCUCUGAUCGGAGUGGUGGUGAUUUGGAUACUGUCUCUGGCCAUGGCUGCGCCUGUCAUGCACUACCAGAACAUUUUUCACAGAGGGGAGAAUCACACCUUUUGCUGGGAAGUGUGGCCAGAUCAAAACCAGAAGAAAAUCUAUGUGGUUUGCACGUUUGUUUUUGGUUAUGUGUUGCCUCUGCUGCUGAUUUCCUUUUGUUAUGCAAAGGUGUUAAAUCACCUGCACAAAAAACUAAGAAAUAUGUCCAAAAAGUCAGAGGCAUCAAAGAAAAAGACUGCUCAGACGGUGCUGGUGGUGGUGGUGGUGUUCUGCCUGUCUUGGCUCCCUCACCAUGUCGUUCACCUGUGGGUGGAGUUCGGGACCUUCCCUCUGAACCAGGCCUCCUUUGUGCUACGUGUGGCCGCCCACUGCCUGGCUUACAGCAACUCAUCCGUCAACCCGGUCAUCUACGCCUUCCUGUCGGAGAACUUCAGGAAAGCUUACAAGCAGGUGUUCAAAUGCCAGAUCGGCACCAGUGACUCCCCGCUCAAUGACAUCAAGGAGAUCCGCAGCAAAGCGGACACGCCGCCCUCGACUAACUGCACCAAUGUUUGA